Messenger RNA from Caenorhabditis angaria, 3092 nucleotides. NCBI's taxonomy places the organism in Eukaryota, Metazoa, Nematoda, Chromadorea, Rhabditida, Rhabditidae. The record is from the annotation of a GenBank genome assembly.
UUGUCUUAUCGAUUUGGUUAUUAUAAUUCGGAUACUGGAGAGGAUUAUGAUCCGGCUUAUACAAUUGAUGAACAAUCACUCGAUUAUUUGGAUGGAAUGUUUAUUAAAGGUACAGGGGGAUUUUUUGGUCUGAAAUUGGGGAUUUUUAAUCGAUUUCGCAAAAUGUUUUAUUAUUGUUUUAGCACAAAUUAUACGAAUUAUAAUAAAAGAGAAAAUAGUUUGCAAAUUUAUGAAAAUUCUGAAACAGUGAAAAUUUUUGAAAUGAUGAAUUCAUGUUUUUUUUUUCAUAUUUUUAAAUCCUAAAUUUUCACUGUUUCAAUAAAUGUUUUCAAUGAGAUUCAAAAUUAAAAAAAAUUUCAAUUCAACAAAUAAAUAAUUUUUUCACUGUUUCGAAAAUCCCAUGAAUUUAGGAUAGGAAAUUUCGAAAUGAUGACAUCAAUGAUGACAAAUUUUUUUCACUGUUUCAAAAAUUAUUCAAAAGUUUUUCGUGAGUGUUUUUGAAUGCUAGAUACAAUUGUUCUUUUUUUUCGAAAUUUCAGGCGUACCUAAUAUUUCAAUUUUAUCGCAGAUAAUUUUUUUCACUGUUUCAAAAUUUCUCGAAAUUUAUUAUGAAUGAUUCAUUUCUAUUGGUAUUGUGGAAUGUUCCUUUCAAAUGAAAAUUCAUCAGAAAAUUGACAAUUAUUCACGGUUUCAGAGAGUUUAUUAGCUUUUACUGAUAUUUUUUCAAAUUGGUGGAUGAAUCGUUAUUUUUUCAAAUAUAAUUUCUAAAUUUCCUACCUUUCCAGGUGUCCAAAUUCGCCCACUCUUCACCCGAAUUCUCGCCAAAAAAUCCGCCAAACUCUCCGAAUUCACCUCAAAUAUCGUGUCAUUUAUGACACGUCAUCCUGAAAUGUCGCAUAUUGGAAUUGGUGAACAAAUUGCAUCAUAUCAGGAUAGUAGUCGAACUGAUACAAAAUAUAUUACACCGUAUGUUAAAUUGAUGGAUGCGUUUUGGCAAAAAUUGGGAGCAAGUGAGAAUUUGAGGACGUUGGCUUUUGCUAGGAUUGAGUAUGAUGGCACUGAGAAUGUGGUGAGAUUUUGGGAUCAGAAAAUUGAAUUUUUGAAAAAUUAUAAAUGAGUAGAAAAAAGUUAUCGAGAGAUCAAAAAAUGGAAUAUUGCUGAAAUAUCUGGAAAUUUUAGGCUGAAAACCUUUAAGAAUUUUGAGCUUUUCAAAUUUAUUUCAUUUUUAUGGUGUUAAGAUUGAAUUAGUUUCUUAAUGAGUAGAAAAAAAAUUUAUUUUGAAAAUUAAUAAAUUCUUUGAAACAGUAAAUUUUUGAAUAAAUAUUUUUUUGAAUUGUUCCACAAAUUCUUGAAUCAGUUUUGUGAUUAAUUCCGAAAAAUCUAUUGUUUCAAAGUUUUUUUUUGAAUUUCCUAGAUUGUGAUUUGUUGAUUUGUUAGCGGUUUUCGUUGAUCGUACUGUAAAUUAACAGAGAGAAAUUCGAGUUAUAAUUGAUUCUUGAAAAAUACGAAUUUUUUUACACAAAGAUUUUUUACCCUCUCAAAAUCUGAUCCAUAUUGAUUUUUCUUUGCAAAAUUGAUUACUCAAAAAUUUACUGUUUCAAAGAAUUUUAUAAUUCUCAAGAUAUUUUUGAAAGUUCGAUAUUUGGUAAUUAACUGUUACUUAUAAAAAUGAUACUGUUUCAAAAAAUUUUCAAACAUUUUUCUAGUCCUUGACUUCUUAUUAACGCUGUCUUCGGUUGCCUUUCAUAAAAUUUCUCAGUUUUUUCUUGAAACUGAAAUUUUUUGUAUUUUUUUUCUGUAAAAUCUUUUUCCACUCAAAUAUCUGAUUUUCUCUUUCAAAAUUGUUCAAGUUUGUUAAUGAAUAACAGAAUAAAUGAGUAGAAUAAGUUCAAUAGUUUGAUUGGUCAUAAAGAAAUUUUUUAGAAAAAAUACACUGUUUCAAGAAAUUAACAACGUUUUUCUAGUCUUUGAUUUUUUUGAUUGGAGCUGUUUGUUAAUCUGACUCACUGUAGAUGCUUUUUAGAGAUCACAAUCCGAGUUUGGUUUGAAGAAAUCUGAAAAUUUUGAAUUUUCAUACAAAAAAUCUGAUUCACCUUCUCGAAGUUGAAUCGUAUAUUUUUCUUUGGCAAAUUACCUUAUCAAAAAAAAUGUACUGUUUCAAAGAAUUUAUGAGUUUUUACAAUAAUUUUUAAAGUUCAAUUUUUGACAAUUUCAUGUUUAUAUUUAAAAAUUAUAAUUUUUUCAAAAAAAAAACAACACAAAUUUUCAGCCCUCAAACGUGACUAGAAAUCUCAAAUCAAUCGGCCUCUAUGAUGUUUCCCUAACUGCAAAUCAACUUCCCACAUGGAUUUCCGGCUCAAAUAUUCAAUUUUUGGAUAUUUUAUCAACUGUAAAUGAUUCGACAGAUGUUUCGGCUUGGGAUAAUUUGGAAAAUUUGGAGCAUUUUAUGCUGCGCGGCUCUCGACUCACAAAUAUCAAAUCAUUAUUUUUGGCCAAAUCUACUCAAUUGAUUUCGUUGACUUUGCAGUGUAAUGAUAUUAGUGUUAUUCAGGAGGUUGGGAAUUUUUGAACAUUCAAAAAAAUUCAGAUUUAAUUUUAUAUUUUUUCAGAACGCUUUCGAUCAUUUGGUAAAUUUGAAGUUUUUGAAUAUUGCCGGAAAUUAUUUGCAAACUUUGCCUGAUCAGAUUUUCAUGAAAUUGACCAAUUUGUUGGUUUUUGAUGUUAGAGCGUGAGUUUUUGGGUACUUUUACGUAAAAAAUCUGUAAUUUUCCAGUCUCGAUAUUGAUUCCAAAACCAUCCUCAAUUUUGAUGAUAAUCUGGUUUCCUGUCAUUCUGGAAGUUCUCUUAACUCCACAUUUUACCUGAAUUCUGUUCCAAAACUGCCGAAUCCUGAAAAUCUCAAAGUUCUUGAAGUUCGCGGCCAGAAGAAUUUCGAUAAAUCAACUUUUGAAGAAUAUGAAAAUGUGGAGAUUUUGAAUAUUGGAUUUUUUGGAUAUUUCCACUUUGAUUGGACUGAAUUUGGAAAAAUUGUGCAAUUUGGAGGAUUUGAAUUUGAAUGGGAAUCUGAUGAAUUCGACGAAUUGGAUUGGUGA